AUGUCUUCGUACAGUCUGGUACAGCAAACUUUUGUUGUAUUUUUUCCGACCAAGCACGAGAAUACAUCUCAAUAUCAGAGCUAUUACAAGAGUUUGACAAGCGUAAGUCCGAGCUUUGCCGAAGACAUCUCUUUAUGUCAGGCUCGUUUUGACUUACAAUCAAUAUGCGGAGCAUUCCUGGAUGCCAAGACUUUUGGAAAGUUGAGAAUAGGGUAG
Molecule: messenger RNA, 216 nt
Organism: Sclerotinia sclerotiorum 1980 UF-70
Lineage: Eukaryota; Fungi; Ascomycota; Leotiomycetes; Helotiales; Sclerotiniaceae
Exons: 1
Coding region: 1-216 (71 amino acids)
Source: RefSeq, a predicted model, not a curated record